GGCCCACUUGGCAUAACUGGUUCUCCAGGUUUUCCAGGUGCUCCAGGUGUAAAGGGUGAAGCAGGUCCAACAGGACCUCGUGGUCCUGAAGGUCCUCAAGGACAAAGAGGUGAAACAGGUCCACAGGGCCCAGCUGGAUCACAAGGUCUUCCUGGUACCGAAGGGACAGAUGGUUCCCCAGGUGCUAAGGGCCCUACUGGAUCUCCAGGGACUGGAGGCCCCCCUGGUUUAUCAGGUCCACCUGGUUCCCCAGGACCACAAGGCAGUACCGGCCCACCGGGUAUUCGAGGCCAGCCGGGAGACCCAGGUGUCCCAGGUUUCAAGGGAGAAGCAGGACCCAAAGGUGAACCUGGCCCACAAGGUCCUCAGGGUCCCAUUGGCCCUAUAGGUGAAGAAGGGAAAAGAGGUCCUCGAGGUGAUCCAGGGUCAGUAGGUCCACCAGGUCCUGUUGGAGAGAGGGGUGCUCCUGGUAACCGUGGUUUUCCAGGUUCUGAUGGCUUGCCUGGACCAAAGGGUGCGCAAGGAGAGCGUGGUCCUGCAGGUUCUUCUGGUCCUAAAGGAGGUCAGGGAGAUCCUGGGCGUCCUGGUGAACCUGGCCUCCCGGGUGCAAGGGGUUUGACAGGAAAUCCGGGUGUUCAAGGCCCUGAAGGAAAACUUGGCCCCUUGGGUGCUCCUGGAGAAGAUGGACGCCCAGGUCCUGCAGGUUCAAUAGGAAUCAGGGGUCAGCCAGGCAGCAUGGGCCUUCCUGGGCCAAAGGGUAGUAGUGGUGAUCCUGGAAAACCCGGAGAAGCAGGCAAUGCAGGUGUCCCAGGACAGAGAGGAGCCCCUGGUAAAGAUGGAGAAGUUGGUCCUUCUGGUCUUGUUGGCCCACCAGGUCUAGCAGGAGAAAGAGGAGAACAAGGCCCUCCAGGUCCUACAGGGUUUCAGGGUUUGCCUGGGCCACCAGGUCCCCCAGGAGAGGGAGGAAAGCCAGGUGAUCAGGGUGUGCCUGGAGAUCCUGGAGUGGUUGGUCCAUUGGGCCCUAGGGGAGAACGUGGCAAUCCAGGAGAGAGGGGAGAACCAGGUGCAUCAGGACUCCAGGGUGAAAAGGGUAUGGCUGGAGGUCAUGGUCCUGAUGGUCCAAAGGGAAGCCCAGGCCCUAGUGGGACGCCUGGUGAUCCAGGCCCACCAGGACUUCAAGGUAUGCCUGGAGAAAGAGGGAUCGCUGGAACACCUGGCCCCAAGGGUGACAGAGGCGGCAUAGGUGAGAAGGGUGCUGAAGGCACAGCUGGCAACGAUGGGGCAAGAGGUCUCCCUGGUCCAAUAGGCCCAAUGGGUCCAGCAGGUCCCACUGGUGAAAAGGGUGAACCAGGUCCUAGAGGUCUAGUUGGUCCUCCUGGCUCCCGCGGAAACCCUGGUUCCCGAGGAGAAAACGGCCCAACUGGAGCUGUUGGUUUUGCUGGUCCUCCGGGCCCUGAUGGUCAGCCAGGUGUGAAAGGUGAACCUGGAGAACCUGGACAGAAAGGAGAUGCUGGAUCUCCGGGACCCCAGGGUCUUGCUGGGUCUCCUGGUCCACCAGGUCCUCCAGGUGUUCCUGGUCUGAAAGGUGGUAGAGGAACUCAGGGUCCACCUGGUGCUACUGGAUUCCCAGGAUCUGCUGGAAGAGUUGGGCCUCCAGGGCCUACUGGAGCUCCAGGGCCCGCUGGUCCUAUUGGUGAGCCAGGAAAAGAAGGUCCCCCAGGUCUUCGUGGUGAUCCUGGUUCUCAUGGCCGUGUGGGAGAUCGAGGGCCAGCUGGGCCUCCUGGUGGUCCUGGAGACAAGGGUGAUUCAGGGGAAGAUGGGCAGCCGGGCCCGGAUGGACCCCCUGGUCCAGCAGGAACUACUGGUCAAAGAGGUAUUGUUGGUAUGCCAGGACAACGAGGGGAAAGAGGCAUGCCAGGGCUACCAGGUCCUGCAGGGACACCAGGAAAACAAGGUCCCACAGGGCCACCUGGUGAUAAAGGUCCCCCAGGACCUAUUGGCCAGUCAGGUGCCACUGGACCUGUAGGUGAAGCUGGUCCAGAGGGACCUGCUGGCAAUGAUGGUACUCCUGGACGAGAUGGAGCUGUUGGAGAACGUGGUGAUCGUGGUGAACCUGGCCCUGCAGGCUUACCAGGUUCCCCUGGGGGCCCAGGAACUCCAGGUCCUGUUGGCCCUCCAGGAGAUGCAGGUCAAAGAGGUGAAACUGGUUCUCGAGGUCCAAUGGGUCCCCCAGGUCGUGCAGGAAAAAGGGGUUUGCCUGGUCCCCAAGGACCUCGUGGUGACAAAGGUGACAAUGGAGAUCGAGGUGACAGGGGCCAGAAAGGACACCGGGGCUUCACUGGGCUUCAGGGUCUUCCAGGUCCUCCUGGUCCUAUUGGUGAACAGGGCAGUCCUGGUAUUCCAGGCCCAUUUGGUCCUCGGGGUCCUCCAGGUCCAGUUGGUCCUUCUGGAAAAGAUGGAAGUCCUGGUCCACUUGGACCAGUUGGGCCUCCUGGUGUUAGAGGGAGUGUGGGAGAAGCUGGACCUGAGGGUCCACCAGGUGAACCUGGCCCUCCUGGUCCUCCAGGACCUCCAGGCCACCUCACUGCUGCCAUUGGUGACAUUAUGGGACACUAUGAUGAUGCCAUGGCAGAUCCGCUACCAGAGUUUACUGAAGAUGAAGCAGCCCCAGAUGACCAUAACAAAACAGACCCAGGAGUCCAUGCCACACUGAAGUCACUGAGCAGCCAGAUUGAGACUAUGCGCAGCCCGGAUGGUUCAAAGAAGCACCCAGCACGGACUUGUGAUGACCUGAAGCUUGAAGUAUAUAUGCGGAUGUAUCCCAUGUCUAUUUAUUCAGGUGAAUACUGGAUUGAUCCUAACCAAGGAUGUGUUGAAGAUGCUAUAAAAGUAUACUGCAACAUGGAAACUGGAGAGACCUGUAUUUCUGCAAACCCAUCUACUAUACCACGUAAAACAUGGUGGGCCAGCAGGUCAUCUGACUUAAAGCCCAUUUGGUAUGGCCUUGAUAUGAACAGGGGAUCACAGUUUGUGUAUGGGGAUACAGCUGUUACUCAGAUGACAUUCCUGCGCCUCCUAUCAAAGGAAGCUUCCCAGAAUAUCACUUACAUCUGUAAGAACAGUGUUGGGUACAUGGAUGACCAGACAAAGAACCUUAAAAAAGCUGUAAUUCUGAAAGGGGCCAAUGACCUGGAGAUAAAAGCAGAGGGCAACAGCCGAUUCAGAUACACUGUUCUUCAUGACAGCUGUUCUAAACGUAAUGGGAAUGUGGGCAAGACUGUUUUUGAGUACAGAACGCAGAACGUGGCACGCUUACCUAUCAUAGAUAUGGCACCCGUGGACAUUGGCAGUACCGACCAGGAAUUUGGAAUUGAAAUUGGGCCAGUUUGCUUUGUGUAGGAGGAAGGGGGGAAAUUAACACACUACCCAGCAACAGCAGCAAUUAAACACAUGAACUUAGACUGAUUGAAGUUAAUCCUGAGACUCUUGAAGUAAUGGCUGAUAUUGGAUCAGCAUUGUAUAUAAGGUUCUUUUUAAAUGCCCGGCCUCCUUUUGAAUAUUUAUUUUACUUACAAACCUUCUGUUUCAAAUGAUUGAAACCAUUUAGUACAACAGUACAAUUUUAAGAGGAUUGAUGACCACCUUUUAAAAGUAAUAAGAAUCUUUUCCCUCACCUUUGUUUCAAAUUAUUUUGAAAUUUACAGGUAUUCAAAAUGGAUAGUUUUAAUGUGGGACUAUGUAAAGCUCUAAGAAUUAUUUCUUUUGCUUGGAUGCAUACUGAAUAACAGAAAAGUAGAGCACUUUCGUGAACUGUUGGCUACAUUUCAAUCAUAGCUACUCCCUCUACCCCAGUUUGUCGUCCUGUGGUUGCCAGGAUAAUAGCCAUUCACAGAAAUCUGUCUUUUGUAGAAGGAAAUCUCUUCAGACAAGAUCUUAGUUUGGCUUGUCUUUCCUGCACCUUCCUAUGUAAUAGUCUGCUCA
Molecule: messenger RNA, 3981 nt
Organism: Nestor notabilis (Kea)
Lineage: Eukaryota; Metazoa; Chordata; Aves; Psittaciformes; Psittacidae
Gene: COL5A2
Product: collagen, type V, alpha 2
Exons: 38
Molecular function (GO): extracellular matrix structural constituent
Source: RefSeq, a predicted model, not a curated record